AUGUUGUCUACUCAACCGAUUGCCACUCUGCAUCGGCAUAUCGAUCAGAUGGGUAUAUCCACAUGGGCACCGAUCGAUCCGGAAUACCCACUACACUAUUGUGCGUUUUUCGGUCUAAAANACGAAUUGAACAAGCAGGAUAACUAUGGUAACACCGCAUUACACAUAGCUGUAAUGCUUGGUCAUCGAGAAUGCAUUGAACUUCUUCUAGCAGCUCAUUGUGAUGUGUCUAUACGCAAUAAAGAAGGUUGGAACCCCUUGUCGGAAGCGAUCAGUUAUGGCAGUAAAUCAAUAACAACCGAAUUGUAUAAACGUUUGCGUAGUAAAAUGGUUGAUCGAGAAAAACUCCGCCAAUUCGAUCAAGCUUUACAAUCCAUUCCGGAUUGUCGUAUGGACUUUCAGUGGGAAAUUGUCAGUUGGAGUAAGUCAGAUGACUUAAUCUUCGUGUUCCUAUAA
Echinostoma caproni is the source of this 456-nucleotide messenger RNA. NCBI's taxonomy places the organism in Eukaryota, Metazoa, Platyhelminthes, Trematoda, Plagiorchiida, Echinostomatidae. The record is from the annotation of a GenBank genome assembly.